Messenger RNA from Haplochromis burtoni (Burton's mouthbrooder), 6339 nucleotides. Its product is annotated as myocardin. Gene Ontology annotation, biological process: smooth muscle cell differentiation. The record is from RefSeq and is a predicted model, not a curated record. Lineage: Eukaryota; Metazoa; Chordata; Actinopteri; Cichliformes; Cichlidae. The transcript is spliced from 14 exons. The coding region runs from base 1374 to 3872 and encodes 832 amino acids.
AGGUGCACAAAACCUUUUGUCUGACUCGUCCACAUCAAAUCAGCCAUUAAGGGUUUGCACAAAAGCAGAAAUCCCAAACAUAAAAUAGGCACAAAUGGCCCGAGUUUAAAGGAGAAUGAUGUCUUCAUGCAUUCCUACCAAAAUGUAAAUAACAUUGUCAGUGAUAGGUGUGAUAAUAACCUAACAGUGAACCGUUCAGGAGGCAGCCAGCAGUCUGUGACAAACAGCAUUAGGCAACCCUUCCCAAGCUACACGAUGCUAGUUUCCCCAACAAGUUGCAGCGGCUGCUGCUGAGUUCCCACGCAGCUGUCGUAAACGGCUGGCAAAAUAGAACGGCGAGAAAAUGACACAGACAGUCCCCUAGGUGUGCAAACACCUGCUGGAAAACGUGAUUCUAUAAGCAGCUGCUCUGUCAGAAAGCGUAUAUGCACAUAGCUGAGCUGGAGGAAUAUAUUUUAUCUACCACUAUAUCCAACUUGUUGAUCCCUUUGUCAGCUAGCAUUAUGAUUGCACUUAAUUCGAACUUGGACGUGCACGUAUUAGAUGAUGACAUCCAACUGAAUAGAAUAACAGUGAUUAUUUAUAGCUUGUAGCCACUUGAAACAAAGCAUCUGAUAACUCUUUGUCUUUGUUUUUCACAGCUUUAAAGCUGUCGGCUCUUCAUCUGGAGCGUCCCUGCAGAAAUUUUUAAAGAUUUUAAGACAAUUGCUGACUUUUUGGUGCAAAAAGGGAAAAUGUAUUAUAUUAUAUUUAUUUGGCCCUUCAGGAACAGUUAAACUACCUUAACACUGCUUCCCUAUCCUGUUUUAAACCCAGGGGACUGAUACGUAAGGCUGCUUUAAAUACAGAUCUUGAAACCUUUUAAACUUUAGAGUUAGAAAGGCAGGAAAGAGCAGGAAGAGUAUAGUUAGCAGCACAUAUGAGAGUGAUGUGAGGGGGAGGGCAUGCAUGAGAGGCUUGUGGAGAGAACGGGACAGCUGAAGGGGGGGAUGGGACCAACAGAAAUAGACAUACUGAGAGAUAAAUAGUUAUUGCCCUCCACCCCCCCCUCGAGCAGUCCUCUCCUACCCUCCCCUUGUCAGGUCUCUCAGGUCUCAAUGCUUGCUGAAAUGUAUCAUGCGAGGUGGGGGGUGGGGACUUUGUGUCACGGGCACAGCCCUUCCUUGCUUCACCUGUUUGUGUGUGUAUGUUAAUAUGUGCGUGCCAGCAUUCAAGGAGAUAUAUAAUCUACAAGCACUGCAAAGUCAUGGGGUAACAUGAGUUUGAAGGCCAUAUCAUUUAACAGUGAGCGUGCUGUCUAGCAUUGCUUAACUCCGAGCUUCCUACGUCAGUCUGAUUUCUUAUUCCAGAUAUGUAAUUUUGCCUUCAAUGAAAUGAAACUAAUGUACUGUUCCAUCAGUGUAAUACUUAAUCAUUUUCUUGGUAACACAGCUCAAUCUUGUCUUUCAGUCCUGCAGCUGAGGAUUCAGAACCGAAGGCUGAGUGAAAUCAAUGCAGACUCAGGGCUGAAAUCCACGUGCCCGCCUCAAAAAGCUGAGAAAGACCAGAGUGAAGCUCUGCGUCUAACUGAUGACGGUGCCACUCAGAAGUUGCCUCCUGGUGGUCUGAAUGCUGAAACUGCACAAGAGCGGACUGCGUGUGGGGCCCACAGGCAGAAGAAAGCUCGCCAGGCGCAGGACCUCACUGAGAGGAUCCAGCGCCCGCCUGGACCUGUGGAGCAGCAGCUCGAACGCACGCCGCCUCCGGAGAACGGUCCUGCCUCCUUCCCUCUGACUGCUGAUGUCUUCGAAGAUGACAUCUCUUCCUCAUCCUCACCCACGGAGCAGCACAGCACUCACCAAUCACCAGCUUUUUCUUCAUUGCCGAGGCUCUCAGGUGACCAAUUACUGAGCGACUGCUCGGCUCUGGUCCCGACCCUUAACCACGGUCCCUGUCAUGCUCAGUCUGGUUUGGCAGUGCUCCCGGGAACCGAGGGCAUCAGACAACCUAUGAGCGUAAAGCUGAGUGACUCAAACUCCAUGGCAACGACUGGGAGGCCGACUGGGAUGUAUCUGACCUCUCAGACCACACCCCUGCUGCCAAAGACAGCUCGGCCUCCCAACAACCCCUGCACCUCAACUCUGCCUCACUCCCUUAACUUCACCCAUCUCCCCCGUCCACGGAAACCGCGGGACACCAAGCCCAAAAUGAGGAAACUCAAAUAUCAUCAGUACAUUCCUCCAGACCAGAGAGGAGGGGCUGGGACAGGAGGGGUGGGAGCCAAACAGAAGAGCCCUAACCCUACCCAGUCUUUAGACCCAGCCUAUUCUGAUCUUCUGAAACAGCAGCAGGUCUUCCUUCAGCUUCAAAUCCUCCAGAACCAGCAGCAGCAGCAGCAGCAACAACCACAAGAACAGAUCACUGUUGUACCCAGUGGGGAAUCUGGUGAUCUGAAGUCUUCGGGAGCCAUACCACAGAAUCCCCAACCUGUUCCUGCUACAACCAAUCACACCCCUACGGACACAAACCCUCCAUCAAAGCCUGAGCUUCUCCCUGCUAAUCUGGUUGAUUUAACAGUGUCAGAGUUACGGCAGCAGCUGCGUAAGCGCGGCCUUCCUGUCUCCGGCACAAAGCCUGCCCUAUUGCAGCGACUUCGUCCUUUCCAGCUUCCCAGUGCUUGCCUCACCCCGGCUCCCCUCUGUCAGCUGGGUACCAGCCCAGAGCCACUCACCCCCUGCCCCUCAUUGCCAUCCAGCCAGAGCCCUGGCUCCAGCUCCAGCUCUGGGCUAGACUCGCCCAGCAGCAGCCCAAACCAGCAGCUUUACAUCCAGGAUAGGGCAAUUCCUAAUGGGAUUCUCAGCAGCGCUCCAAAUAGAGUUCCAAAUGGAAUUCUAAACACUGUCCCAAACGGUUUCACAAAUGCUGCAUCAGUCAGUUUGGCGGGGGAACCGUGCAGUCUCACCAACACGGUCUUCUUAGCUCCUGCCAGCACUGCCUCGGGAACUCCAAGUCCCAGUCUUCCCAUGUCAUCCUCCUCACCCCUACAGUGUGGGACUCCCUGGAGAACUGAGAAGGAGCAGCAGCGGCAGCAGCAACAGCAGCAGGAGCUGAGUGUGGAGCUGGAGAUGAGGGAGAGAAUGAGGAGCAGGCCAAGAGACCGCUCCACAUGUUCCGGCAAUGAGUCUUGUGGAGGAUCCGUCCAUCCGUUCCUGCAACAGGACCUGGGAUGCUCUAGAGGGAAGCAAGAAACAGAUGCACACGCAGAGGUGUUGUUUACACGGGUGUUUUGCUGCCAGCCCUGUGAUGCAAUUGGCAAUGACUUUGAACUGCCAGUGCAGAUUACAGCAAGUCCUAUUCAGACCUUACCCUCUGUUCGCAGCUUGGAGGAAGAGCUACAGGAGGCUAUCCAGAAAGCACAGAUGGACCCUCGGCAGUCCAUUGAUGACAUUCUAGAUGAGCCUAUUGCUUCUGUCGACUCCGUCAAUGUGUCUGACCAUAAAUCUCCUGCCCACUCAGCCUGUUCUCCUUCUCCUCUUCAAAAUGAUCAGUCCCAGGCUUCCCAGCAGCACCACAAGGACGACAACUCCCUGCUUUCACCUCUUUGCUCCUCUCUCUUGUUGGAGCUUCCUCCAUCCCCUGCUGUAAUAAACCCGAGCCAGGUAGUCCCACUUCCUCCUCCACCGCCCAUCUGUACCUCCCCAUUGCCAUCCACCAGGAGGUCCCGGAAACGACGGGCUCCAACACCGUUCGACGCUGCUGACUGGCUUGAAACGCUGUCGUCCGGCCUCCGCCCUCUGACCCCCCCAGCAGCCCCCUUUGUCGAGCCAGACUUGAGCCUGGAUUCAGAUCUAAAUGUCAAUCGAGUGCUGGACCUGAUGAUAGAGCAGUGGUGAGGACUUGCGAGGGGUGAUCGCUCGUUAUUUGUCAGUUCAGCUGUAAAAGUCACCAGCUCCACGCAAUGUCGAGAGCUGGAUUCAUUGCAGCGAUCGGAUCCAGCAGCUUUGACGGGACAAUGAGAAAACAAACACAUGCGCACACUUUCACCCUAUGCACACUCGUAGUGUUUUUUAAAAGCACUUGGGCUCAGCCAGAAAUGGCAAACAAGCCACACAUCUGUGGAUUGACACACUCCACAGCACAAUGUUUGCAGUGCAAAACAAAAGAAAACCUGGUGGCAUAUUAAUUUAAACAUGCUUCCUGGCUGUGCUGGGAGAAUGUCAUUUCUGACUUAUCUCCAAAACCCGUUGUCGGAUUGGGUUGAGUAUGGCCCCUGGUGUUGACUCAGUCAUUGAGUCCUAGCCAUUCAUAAAGCCCAUUCAGAGUGUGUAAAAGCCAGGCAGAGCGCACAGCUUGUGUGUGGCUCCAGACCUUGACCCCGAUGCCAGACACACAGUCGGCAUGCAGAGGGAGAAAGCUGGCAGAAGCCACACACAGGAAGUGUGAGUACAUGCUUGUGUGAAAGUGUGAUCUGUGUGUGUGUGUAUAUGUGCGCUUUCCAUAUGACUGACUGUGCGAGUGCACACAUGGCUGCUCUUGGCUGUAUGUGUCCACAUACAAUGCUUCCAGGUGUAUUUAUCAGCAUCCGAGCCAAAGCACUUGUAGUUAUUUGUUUGUUUGCGAUUAAGUGUGCCUGCUUGUGUGUGGCAUGACUGAUCUGUGAGAGGAUACACGUGAAGAACACAGAAGAGAGGCCGCGGAUUUACAGUAAGUGUCCACUUCCUAAAGCAGACAUUUAAUUGUGGUCCCUCUGCCAGCGGGCAGUAACUCCAGUGUAGUUAUCCUGUGUAAUCAUCAGAACAACCACAUUACCUUGUUUAAGCCGCCAUCCUCCAGGAGAGCAAUCAGGAAGCCACCCCAAAAAUAGUCCCCGUACAAAUGCACCAAUCAGCCGAGUGAGACUUUCCUCAUCACUUUGCAAAAACAGGUGGUCAUUUUGUUCCCUGAUUAACCCCCAACAGUGUCUGGCCUGCUCCUCGGUGAUUAUCCUGCUACUAGCAAAAGCCAGAUUUAGCACAAUUUAUAACCCAACACCAAGGCCACACCUGUUCACUUACUGCAAAUGAAUUCCUCCAAUUUAUUGCUAAGAAUAUUAAAUGUUUGGUGCAUAUUUCAAUAUACAAAUGGACCAUUAAUAUUAAGAGAAAAUGUAUUGUAGCGUUAGCACAAAAUACUGUGUUUUAGGGAUGAAACAUAUCACGCGACCAGGUGAGCCUGUCAGUCGGAGCCAAUACGCACAUUUUCUUACGGGUGACAGUAAUCUUGGCUCAAACUUCUACACGAUUUACUGGUCGUGCAGUAGUGGGUACAUUAUUUGUUUGCAUAAUACACUUUCAGUGAGUUACGUCCAUUCUCAACCCCACUUACCAUAAUGAUAUUAAUGAAAAAAAAAAUCUGACAGAGGUUAUCUGCCAUUAACCUCUGCUGUACCAGAUGAAUGUAAUUCAGAUACACGAUCCCAUCUACAUAAAUUUAUUCUAGACCCUUAAUUGGCUGCAUGUCCCAUCAAUCACUUUGGAGAGCUCUGAUUGUCUAAUUCCUGUCUAGAGCAUUUCGAUUAUUUGAUAAAUGACGCAGAGUUCUUCUUUUAUGUUAUCAUUAUAUCUAAAAAACGCAUUUGUUCCCUUCAAUGAAAGUGAAGCAGUGAGUGCAAUUUGAUUCAUGUAGAGGGCACAGAAACUCGAAGUCUAACUUCAUACUACUGUACGUUCUUGUCUUGUUGUUUCUAUGUAGGCAAUGUGUUGUUGUGGCUUGUCUUCCUCUUAUUGUAGUGAUAAAGCCAGCCACAGUGAGUUAUUGGGAUAAGAUAAUCUGUGCAUUGGCAAACCUUCAGCUCAGUGCAACAGCUUUAUGCUGAAGCAGUUCUUGUACAGCUUUCAGCAAAGAGACUAUGAAAAUGCAGCUAAAUGUGGAUGGAUGGCUAUGAUAAUCAUAGCGAUCAAUAAGCAUUGCCUGCUGCAAAGAAAAAAAAAGAAAAAAGAAACGAAAAAAUAGAUUGGCAGGAGAGUAAGAUGCUACCUCCUGUGACUUCCUCCGCUUUAGGGCUGACAACAGUCUUUUCCCUGUUUCUUAUUUACUUCCGAUCGUUGGUGCAGACUUUCCUGAAACACCCCAGAGACUGUUGACUAAUUUAAUUAAGCCAAAGUUUAAUAAUUCUGUUUUAAACUGAGUUAAAAACGUUGACUGAAAGCACUGGAGUGUUUCAGGUAACUGUGGUUUAGUUGCUGCUAUAAAUACCUUAUUCUGAAAAUGUGAGACAAAACAAAAUGUUUUUGCUUGUACGUCUAUUUGUAACUUAUUUGUGCAAAUGUUUCUCUCCACAAUGUAUUUAAAAGCAUUACAAAAAUUAAAGUCUUAAUAGAU